GGAUUUGACCUUGAACAACUCUAUUUUUGCUCCUUCAUCUGAUAGGAGCACCAACCCACCCUCAUCCCAUUACCGACUAAUGAGAUUGUUCUCUUUUUAACCAAAAAAAAUAAUUAAGGAUGAUUUUGAUAAAAAUAAAACUCAAAAAAUAAUACUCCUUUAUGCGUAUUGGUUUAAAAAUAAAAGGAUAAAAAAAAAGAGAAUAUGGAAUUUUUAAAAAAAGUUAUACGACUCCACAGUAAAAUGGGAUGGGAGUAAGAAGAAAGAAAACAAAUUGGUGGAGGAUUGAGGAAUUUGUGGUCACUGAGUUUCUUGUGAAUCGGAUAGCACAACUUUGUCGCAGCCAUUAUUCUCAUUGUAAAAUAGCAGAGUCUCGUUCCUUUUGAGUAUAAUUAUUAGAAGGGCAUCAAAGUGAAAGCCAUGAAUUUGGCUUCCAUUAUCCAUAACAGCACUACUAGUCAUUCCAUCUCCACCUUCCACAAGAUUUACCCAAUUUAUUCGCCUUCUACAUGCCCAAAAUGGCUUCACUUUCAGUUAUCUCCUCUUCGCAUUCCACCACCCACUUUAGUUGGGUGCAUUUAUAGACAAAGAUAUAGUGCGGUAGUAUCCUGCUUGAGAAAAUCCGAACAAAGGGAAGAAUCGCCUACUGCUGAAAAACGAACUCAAGGAUCUGGCAAUUAUGUGUCUUCUGUCAGGACGGUUGCCUUGUGUGUGUUUUCAGCAGUGGCAUUUGGUGUUGGCGUGGGGUUCACGGAAGGAGUUACCAAGGCAUCUGAAUUUUUCGCCGGGUAUCUGCUGGAGCAGAGCUUGUCAGUGGACAAUUUGUUUGUAUUUGUUCUGAUAUUCAAAUAUUUCAAAGUACCACUUAUGUAUCAGAACCGGGUGCUCUCGUAUGGAAUUGCCGGUGCCAUAAUCUUCAGAUUAUCCAUCAUACUGCUAGGAACAGCGACCCUGCAGAGAUUUGAGGCAGUCAACUUACUGUUGGCUGGGGUUCUUCUAUACUCAUCAUUCAAGCUGUUCACUGGAGAAGAAGAAGAUGCUGAUCUAUCUGACAAUUUCAUUGUGAAGACCUGCCAGAAAUUCAUUCCUAUCACAUCUGAAUAUAAUGGUGACCGGUUCAUAACUUUGCAGGAUGGUGUAUGGAAAGCUACACCUUUACUUUUGACAGUAGCGGUAGUUGAACUCAGUGAUAUUGCAUUUGCUGUUGAUUCUAUACCAGCAGUUUUUGGUGUCACAAGAGAUCCUUUCAUAGUUUUCACAUCGAAUCUCUUUGCAAUUUUGGGACUGAGGUCAUUGUACACCCUCAUAUCUGAAAGUAUGGGGGAGUUGGAAUAUCUACAGCCUUCCAUUGGUGUUGUCCUGGGAUUCAUUGGAUUCAAAAUGAUCCUAGACUUUUUUGGAUACCAUGUUUCCACAGAGGCGUCUCUUGGUGUUGUAGCGACAUGUCUAAGCGCUGGAGUCUUGCUGAGUCUUGUAAAGAAAUCUGAUCAAUGAGUUGGGGUGCUCUCUUGAGAUCCUGUUCAUUAGGAAGAUAGAGGAUAUCUAUGGUGUUCCUUUCUUCUUCUUUUCGCCAUUUCCUUGACCGUUUGGCAAAUGUACUUUAUUCAAUUGAUAUGACCGUGACAAAAUUAUCAAUUUAACAUGGUUUUUUUUUUUUUUUGUAACAAUUUGGAUCCUUAAUAAUGCAACGCAAGGUUGGGGUGAA
Messenger RNA from Capsicum annuum, 1705 nucleotides. RefSeq names its product thylakoid membrane protein TERC, chloroplastic. The transcript has 14 exons. The record is from RefSeq and is a predicted model, not a curated record. NCBI's taxonomy places the organism in Eukaryota, Viridiplantae, Streptophyta, Magnoliopsida, Solanales, Solanaceae. Gene Ontology annotation, cellular component: membrane. Bases 421 to 1494 code for a protein of 357 amino acids.